Messenger RNA from Nothoprocta perdicaria, 1127 nucleotides. RefSeq names its product neuritin 1 (gene NRN1). Gene Ontology annotation, biological process: neuron projection extension; nervous system development. The record is from RefSeq and is a predicted model, not a curated record. The transcript has 3 exons. The coding region runs from base 189 to 620 and encodes 143 amino acids. Gene Ontology annotation, cellular component: plasma membrane. Lineage: Eukaryota; Metazoa; Chordata; Aves; Tinamiformes; Tinamidae.
CCAGCUAUCCCUCCUCUCCCUCCUCUAUUUCUCCCUCUUUCUCUCCUUCUUCUCUGUCUCCCCCCUUGUCUGCAAAGUCCUCCGCUGCUCGGAACUUGUUGGCAAUGCCUAUUUUUCAGCUUUCCCCCACGUUCUCCAAAGUAACUAUUUAAAGAUCUGCAGCCGCAAAUGGUUUUACUAAAUGUAGGAUGGGACUUAAGUUGAACGGCAGAUAUAUUUCUCUGAUCCUUGCUGUACAGAUAGCGCACCUGGUGCAGGCGGUGAGAGCGGCGGGGCGGUGCGAUGCGGUCUUUAGGGGCUUCUCGGACUGUUUGCUGCGGCUGGGCGAUAACAUGGCCAACUACCCGCAGGACCUGGACGACAAGAGAAACCUCCAAACGAUCUGCGCGUACUGGGAUGAUUUCCACGCCUGCACCCUCACAGCUCUCACCGAUUGCCAGGAAGGAGCGACAGACCUUUGGGAGAAAUUGAGACGGGAGUCCAAAAACCUCGACUUCCAAGGCAGCUUAUUUGAACUGUGCGGAGGCAGCCCCGGCUCGGCAGCGUCUCUCCUCCCGCCGGCUUUGCCCGUGUUCCUGGCGGCUCUGUGGGCCGCGCUAGUGACCUGGCUGCCUUUCUAGGGGGGCGACACUCUUACACUCACAUCCUCUCCAUGCGCCGGAUCUAUAGAGGAAAUGUCCAUCCGUUGCUUUGGGGACGUUGUGCUUAUCUGUGGUUGAUGAUGAUGGUGGUGGUGGCUGCUGAUGGUGAAACACCCAUGUAGGACUGUGGAAGCGUUUUUCUCUUUUUAUUUAUUGAUUUAUUUUUGUGUUUUAUUUGCCAAAUGUUACCAAACAGGCAGCGGCGCGCAGCCCAAAUCGGACCUCAGCUUUACUAUCGCUUCAAAUCAAAAAAUAGAAAAAUAAUGAAAAUAACAGCUCGAGCCCUCGUUGUGCAAAAGAAAUCUCAGGAACGGCUCUGGGCCACCUAGUGCUAACGUUGUAAUCGGCCAGGGUAAAGCCUGGCAGGCCACGGGCUCCUCUAAAAAUAUGGCAGUGUGUGAGGUGAGAACAAAACAGCAGACAAAAAAAAAAAAAAAACGCACUGGCGAUGAAUCCAAGAUAGAUGUCCACGUGUGAAGCAUAUGG